Molecule: messenger RNA, 1323 nt
Organism: Aspergillus ruber CBS 135680
Lineage: Eukaryota; Fungi; Ascomycota; Eurotiomycetes; Eurotiales; Aspergillaceae
Exons: 2
Coding region: 109-1323 (404 amino acids)
Source: RefSeq, a predicted model, not a curated record
GUUGGGCUAAUGCUUCCCUUAAAUUCUCAACAUCUACUACAUAUAACUAUAUAUAUGUUAACCAUUACAACGCAACCAAAUUUGUUCUUGUGACUGCACCAAGAUCCUAUGCAACGCAGGUCAAAGGACAGGGAGUCAACAAUACUCUUGGUACCCCUCCAACAUGGAGGGCUCUUGUGCGAGAUGAAUCCCAUAAUGAUAAAAGCAGGAACCAAACAGUGCGACUGUUUGAGGAGAUUGCCCACAACCAGACAAGCGCACCUAGCACAUGGCUGCUUUCAGGAACGCCCUUCGAGAAGGGGUCCAGCUGAUGUGGCUCACUGGUUAAAUGCUCGUGUUGUCGAGAACUGGGAGAACAAUGAAACGCUCUCACUUGCUCUGCCUGAAAAGUUCAAAGAAUUGUCCAGUCGGGUAACUACAAUUUUGAAUAAAAGCAGCAAUCGGACUGUUCAUGCGGACAGAUUCUUGGAGUCCGCUGCAUCCAAAUUUGGAUCUAUUAUGUUGAGGCUCAUGAUCCGUCGUGUGACAGAAAGUCUUUGGCUUGAUCGACCCAUAGUGGAACUACCCCCGAACAGACAUUCGGAUGUUCAUCUGUCACUCGAUGCAGAGCAUAUCAAGAGCAUUCAGGCAUUGGAGAAACAGGCACUAGCGGAGGCAAAAGAUUUAUAUCGCAAACAGCUCCUUAGCUGGAGAAGGGGCGGAUGCAAGAGAAAUGUGCCGGCGCUACGACCGCAGCAAUUCCUUGAGCGUGCCCAUCAGGUGCAACAGCUGACAGUGUUCCCGGGCUUGUGUGAGCUGAUGUGUGAACAUAAUCUUCGCCUCACAGAGAAUGAAAUGAACGGCAAUAGCGCGUACAUAUAUGAUACAAUUGACAUGAACUCACUCGCCCGAUUCAGCCCUAAAAUUAAAUGGCUUGGUCAAAUGACAACUCUUCAAAGACAGCAACUAAUUGACUCAUUUAACACAGACACACCCAUUACUACCCCAGAUGGACAGAUGCAGACACUGAGCCCCGACACAAUCGUAAGUACAUUCUCAUUGAUUGGAGUCGGAUACACUUGCGUACGAGCAUUUCGCCUUGUGUUGAUGGGGCCUGAAUGGCUUCACUUGGAGGAGAGUCAAGCAAUGGCUCGCAUUCGACGGAUCGACCAGCGCAAUGCGGUUACGUAUACAUACCGACUAAUUUGUAAGAAUGUGGACAUCGAGCAAAGCAUGGUCGACAGACAGGCAAUGCGAGACCAGUUCAAUCAGAUGUCAAUGGAAAUUCGUGAACAUGUUGAGAGGGAACAUAGGCGAAGACUGAGCGUCAAUGCAUGUGCUUGA